Molecule: messenger RNA, 5895 nt
Organism: Oryzias melastigma (Indian medaka)
Lineage: Eukaryota; Metazoa; Chordata; Actinopteri; Beloniformes; Adrianichthyidae
Gene: col4a2
Product: collagen, type IV, alpha 2
Exons: 48
Coding region: 211-5205 (1664 amino acids)
Cellular component (GO): collagen trimer; basement membrane
Molecular function (GO): extracellular matrix structural constituent
Source: RefSeq, a predicted model, not a curated record
CACUUUGACUUUUCUGGGAAACGAGAGGGACUUCUCUGCAGACUUUUUGGGUUUUGAGGGUGGAUUUGGAGCCACGGGUGAAAGCAGAGCGGAGAGCGCAUCUUCCCCGUGACGCUCCUCACUUCCACGCCGCGCGCCGGGCUGAGGCGACUGUCCAGCAGUCAUGCUGUAGGAGCCUGACAGUGAAGAAGAGGUGUGGGACUUGAGAACAUGCGCGACUGUGGACGGAGAAAUCUGUGGUUGCUGCUGCUCUGCCUCCACAUCGCCAUCCUCGCUUCAGGAGUGCAGGCAGGUGGGAAGAAGUACAGCGGCCCCUGCGGAGGAAGAGACUGCAGUGGAGGCUGCAAAUGCUUCCCAGAGAAGGGAGGCCGGGGUCAGCCCGGGCCUCUUGGCCCUCAAGGCCCACAGGGCCCUAAGGGGCGGCCGGGGGAUCUGGGCAUCCAAGGACAAAAGGGGCAGAAAGGCGACCAAGGAUCUGGUGGUGUAAUAGGUCCUAAAGGCAGUGCGGGGAUGACUGGCGUACCGGGGUUCACUGGGAACGAUGGGAUUCCUGGUCAUCCGGGUCAAGGCGGACCCCGGGGGAGGCCCGGAGCAGACGGUUGUAACGGGACCAAAGGAGAAUCAGGAUUCCCUGGGAUACCUGGCAUUGAUGGGAGUCAGGGAGCUGCUGGGCCGCCAGGAAGGAAGGGAGAAAAAGGAGACAAUCUGGACGUCAGAGUGUACAUGCAGCGCUUCAGGGGAGAUCAAGGAGCACCAGGAUUUGACGGACCUUAUGGACCUGAUGGACCAAAAGGAGGUGAAGGCAGCAGGGGCCCUUCAGGACCAAAGGGUCCUCCAGGUCCUCCAGGUCCCCGUGGACCAAAGGGUACCAUGACCAAAGUGCUGAAGGGAGUCAAAGGAGAGCAGGGAGACGUCGGACGACCAGGCCCGCCAGGAAACGACACUCGCCAGCAAAUAAAGCCCCCCUCUGGACAACCUGGACUGAAAGGCCAGAAAGGAGAAAAAGGAGAUGUGGACAUCACAAGAGGAGAAACCGGCAUACCGGGAUUACCGGGGCCGAGGGGGGAAAGUGGUAGAAAUGGGUUUCCUGGACUGCAGGGUGAAAUCGGAGAGAGAGGAUUUCCUGGCACUCAUGGCGUGAAAGGAGUCAGAGGUGAACCAGGAGUUCUGGUUCUACCUGCAGAUCCGUGGUCUUCAGGGGUUGGGCCCCCUGGACCUCCUGGUGAGCAAGGACCACUAGGAGAGAGAGGUCCAGUUGGAGACCAAGGCAACCCCGGAUUUCCUGGACUUCCAGCGCAUGAUACACAGCAGCAAGAUUUUUUUCAGUUCGGCCCAUUUGGUUUCAAAGGAGAACGAGGAGAAAAAGGCCAACAGGGCGAGCCCGGAUAUCCAGCCUUCAGGGCAGGCCCGCCAGGAGCCAACGGACGUCCUGGAGACCGAGGCCCUCCUGGACGCACCAAAUCAUGGGCUGAGUACUAUCAGGGCCCCCAGGGGCUGAGGGGAAGGCCCGGCAGUGCAGGCCAGAAAGGACUGAAAGGUGACCAUGGAGACUGUCAAUGCCAGAAUCUGAACCCUCAGAGCGGUUUACCGGGACCUGUCGGGCAGCCAGGCGAUGCUGGAAUGAUCGGAGAAUUUGGUCGUGAGGGCGAUUUUGGUGAUCCAGGUCCCCGAGGAGAAGACGGGUACCCUGGGACACCUGGCGCUCCUGGUCCUCUUGGCAUUAAAGGUCGAAAAGGAGACACAGCCGUCCCAAGAGAGAAAGGAUAUCCCGGAGACUCUGGUGAUCCUGGCCUUGAUGGAUUUCCUGGACAGUUGGGAAAACCUGGACAACACGGCCGGCCUGGCCCUCCUGGUUUCCCUGGACCCCCAGGAGAAGGACCCUUAGGGGAACCUGGAGACAAGGGCUUUCCAGGUCGCUAUGGAAGUCCUGGUGCUGAUGGGCUCUCAGGGGAGCCAGGACAGAACUUUCCAGGCCCAAAAGGCCUGGAUGGUUUACUUGGAGAUGCUGGCCUCCCCGGAUAUGACGGAGUGCCAGGACCACCUGGAACACCAGGUGGCUGUAGUCCAGCGAGUGGAGGACAGGUGGAUGUAACAGGCCUCUGCGAUGCUCUGCCAGGACUCCCUGGUGCUCCCGGACUUCCAGGUGUCCCUGGAUUACCAGGUUUUCCAGGAUCCAUUGGCACAAAAGGUGCACAAGGUUCUGACGGGGUCAGGGGGGUUAAGGGAGAACAAGGAGAACGAGGCAAAGGUGGAAGUCCUGGACCUGCAGGCUUUCCUGGUCCCAGGGGUGACGCUGGCAUUCCUGGAGCCAAAGGGUUAGUUGGGUCCCCAGGUGUACCAGGUGCUCACGGUCGAUAUGGGCCCAAAGGUGAGAAGGGUCUUCAUGGUGAAAUCUUGGGAGCAUCGGCUGGAGCACCAGGUGACCCGGGCCUCCCUGGACUCCAAGGACUUAAAGGCCAAGAUGGAGAACCAGGACCCCCAGGCUAUGAAGGAAUGGGCGGCAUGCCUGGUAUGAUUGGUUUCAAAGGGGAAAAAGGCUCUCUAGGUCUGUCAGGAGAGGAGGGAAAACCUGGACUUCCAGGAUUUUAUGGCUUCCCUGGUGAACCUGGAACAGCAGGCCAACCAGGGCCAGAUGGUGCAACUGGAGACCCAGGAGUCCCAGGAGAAAGGGGAACCGAUGGAGACUCAGGUCCUCCAGGUCCAAUAGGACUCAAAGGAAUGCCAGGUGAAUUUGGUGACGAUGGACCCAUAGGAGAGCCAGGCUCACCAGGUGACCCAGGAUGGCCCGGCACAACCGGACGCCCCGGACUUCCAGGGAUAAAGGGGAGCAAAGGGUCUUUUGGUAUGAGUGGUUUUGAAGGAGUUAAGGGGACUCCUGGGUCAAAAGGAAUAACUGGCGUCAAAGGAGAUGCCGGAAUGCCUGGACAGCCGGGCUUUAAAGGAUCGAUUGGAGAACACGGAGAAAAAGGUGAUCGUGGUGUUAAAGGUCCACCUGGCGAGAAGCCCCAAAUCCCUCUUCACAUCAUUGUUGACAUGAAAGGGGUCAAGGGUGAACAUGGACCUCUAGGGGAUCCAGGCUUCCCUGGACCGAGAGGCUCCAAAGGUUUGCCUGGUCUGCCGGGUUUUGAAGGAGUCCAUGGUAAUCCAGGAGAUCCUAGCGAUGUCAAAGGUCAACAUGGUGAUCCAGGUCUGCAGGGGUUACCUGGGAUCAAAGGGAUGCCAGGGCAAACCGGAGUUCGGGGCAUUUUAGGUUUCGAGGGGAUGUCUGGUGAGAAGGGAAUCAAAGGAAGCUCUGGUGCUUAUGGUGCAUCAGGAGAAAAAGGCAGAAAAGGAGUCAAAGGUGAUACGGGUCCUCGUAUUGACCUUCCCGGAAGUACUGGACUGAGAGGAGAGGUCGGACUUCCAGGAAACCCGGGGUUGAAAGGACUUUUUGGAACCCCUGGAGAUCCAGGCAUUUCGGGUUUUGAUGGUAUUGUGGGAAAGAGAGGAACACCCGGUGAUCCCGGAUUACAGGGGUUCCCAGGGUCAGACGGGCAGAAAGGAGCUCCUGGUUACCAAGGCCAGAAAGGUAUUUCUGGGUUCCCAGGAAAAGAUGGACUUCCAGGCUUUCCAGGAUUUCCAGGAAUCAAAGGUUAUCCUGGCCUUCAGGGUCUCCAUGGACUGCAUGGACUAAAAGGACAGAAGGGGACUUCUGGAACAGCAGGUUUGAAUCUUCCUGGUCAAGCUGGCAACCCAGGAGUGAAAGGACAGAAAGGAGAGACUGGUAACCCAAACAACCAACAAGGGGAUCCAGGAGCUUCAGGUUUUAAAGGAUUCCAGGGACCAACAGGUGAUUAUGGUCUGCCAGGGUUUCCAGGACUCCGCGGUCCUUCCGGACUAGAUGGUAUCCCAAAUGAACCAGGAUCUCCAGGGGAUCCUGGUUUUCCAGGACCCACAGGGUUCCAAGGUUUACCCGGUCCCAGAGGAUCACCUGGCUUUGAUGCUUCUCCAGGAGGGAAGGGUGAACCAGGAUUUAAUGGUUUUCCUGGAUUUCCUGGUAGCAAAGGAUUCAGUGGAGAUCCAGGUCAGACCGGAUACAAGGGACCCCAUGGGAUUUUUGGGAAAAAAGGAGUGAAAGGAGAGCAGGGAUUGAUGGGAAUUCCUGGCGUAACUGGUCCAAAAGGAGAGAGGGGACAAACAGGUUUUAAAGGAAACUCUGGCCUUCCAGGUUUUCCCGGGCAGCCAGGAAGUCGGGGUCCUCCUCCAAUACCAAUCAGAAUUCCAGGAGAAAGGGGCCCUCCUGGGCCACAGGGAAAUCUAGGACUACUGGGUAUUAGAGGGGAACCAGGACCCCAGGGUCCACCUGGAGAUUCAGGGUUCAUAGGACCCAUUGGACAGAAAGGCAUGCCGGGAGUUAGCGGGACACCAGGGACACCUGGAUUCCGGGGAGAAUUUGGCCAAAUAGGCCACCCUGGUCUGGAAGGCAUGGAAGGUCACCGUGGCAACCCUGGGACCACUGGAUUACCUGGUAUGCCUGGUCGCAGCGUUAGUGUGGGAUACUUGCUGGUGAAGCACAGUCAGUCAGAAGAAAAGCCCAUGUGUCCAGUGGGAAUGUCCAAACUGUGGGACGGCUACAGUCUGCUGUACUUUGAGGGCCAGGAAAAGGCUCACAACCAGGACCUUGGACUGGCAGGCUCAUGCCUCCCACGGUUUAAUACCAUGCCCUUCCUGUACUGUAACCCUGGGGACAUCUGUUACUACGCCAGCAGAAAUGACAAAUCCUACUGGCUGUCAACUACUGCUCCUCUUCCCAUGAUGCCAGUAGAGGAAAAUGAGAUCAAACCAUAUAUAAGUCGCUGUUCGGUGUGUGAAGCUCCAUCUGUUGCCAUCGCUGUCCACAGUCAGGGCAUCGACAUCCCCCAGUGUCCUGCGGGCUGGCGCAGUCUGUGGAUCGGUUACUCUUUCCUCAUGCACACAGCAGCAGGAAACGAAGGAGGGGGUCAGUCCUUAUCGUCGCCUGGCUCCUGCCUGGAGGACUUCCGCACAUUACCCUUCAUCGAGUGCAAUGGGGCCAAAGGCACAUGCCACUACUUUGCUAACAAACACAGCUUCUGGCUGACCUCCAUAGAUCAGUCUUUUCACGCUAAUCCAGCGCCGGAGACCCUCAAAGCGGGUCAACUUCGGUCUCGCAUCAGCCGGUGCCAAGUCUGCAUGAAGAACUUGUGAAAAAGACUGCACAGGAACUCGAAGCCUUUCCAUCUGAACUGAGAUCAGUUGAACUCCUUGAACCACUCAGAUGAAGCGUGCAGUGACUGUGAGUUGGCUCUUCAAACUGCACUGUAGUAAUGAAGAAAAAACACAAAGAUCUAUAAAGAAAAAACUGUAUUAUGGUCAAAUGUUUGUGUUUAAAGGAUGUUUUGGUGCUUUUUAACUUAUUACCUCAUCUAACAGUCAAAGAGUAAAAUACAGCAGAACCAAAGAUGCACCAAUUUAAGCAACAUGUUCCUUAUGGCUUCAGGUAAACAAUACAGACUUACUAACACUGCUUUGCCAACCAAGAAAACACUUCAAACCUGUUUUUCCACAGCUCUUUCCUAGCCUGUUUUUGUAAAAUUACAGCAAUUCUUUUUGGACACAUGUAUUGACUGCUUUUUAAAUGUCUUUAGCUUUUUUUCUUUUUCAUAUGUUCACCAAAAUGCACUGAUUUUUCCUGUUUGAAUUAACCACUUUUGAGAGUUUUAAGUGUUUAUCUUAUGUUGUCAUCUACACAUUUAAAUAUGGAGCUGCCAACAAGGCAAAGACAUUACCAGAAGUUUUCCAUUAAAAUAAAAAACAAAACAAGUUAGACCUAAAAAGUUUUGAUCGCUGUUGUUGCAUGGUCACUUGAUUGUAAGGAUUAAAUGUGUUUUUGUGAGA